UUUAGCAUAAUUUAUCCUCAAAAUCUCUCUACUUUUCCUUUUUCUUCAACUUCCUUUUGUUUGUUAUUUAAGUAGCGAACUAUUUUGAGAUGAUCAACUGCAUUUAUAUAAUAAGAAACACUCAACUGGUUGAUGUCUGCUAAUUUCAAGCAUUUGCAAUACCAUGGACUCCAGGAGCUAGUCAAUUGUACUUGAUCUUCAACCAGAUAAAUGCUAUACUUUUCUUCGCUCAUCUUUCUUUUUCUGCAUGUUCUUGUUUAUAUACAUGUACGCGACAGAUUGUAUACAAAAAUCACCAGUUGAUCUAGUCUUUUAUGGUGUACCAAUGCUGAUCUGUAGUCGUGCCUGGUUUUGGAGUUGUGAUUGUUGAAGAAUAUGUAAUUCCACAUCGGAGAAUUGACAAAAUUCUCACAGUUGAGAAUAUCAUCCACAUCAUAUUAGUACUAACCUGUUGUUCUGUCUCUCUAAAAUCUUGAUAGUAAUAAUAUACUAGGCUACUUUGAAAUUUUAUGUGACUAGUGGUCUUUUGAUAAAUUUUCCUGCAUCUCCUCCUUAAUUUCCUAGGUUCUGGAAUAGCGUCUGAAUUUCGACUAGUCUAAAGAACACGUUUUUUCUAUUUUAUUUCAUAUUUCUAUACAAGAUUAAAAUUGUCCAGAAAAUAUGCAAGGAUUAAAUAGAGAUUGUGUACUUCGUGAAACUCCUAGGUCUUUUCUGGCACAUAAUUUUCCAUGUAAAUGUGAAAACUGUUUUCCUUGUGAGAAUCUGUUGGACCCUGUGACAUUUCAAGAUGCUGGCCUCCUUUUGUUUUUCGGAAUAAAACACUUGAAUGCCAGCCUAUUCAAUCCCUUGUUCGUAAUUCUGUGUCUUCCGAUGCAGCUAAUCUCUGGCCAUGCCUGCUUCACAAGAUGAGAAUCGUUCUCUAUAACUAUCGACAAAAUCUUGCUUACAGUUCGAGGAUCAGUAGAUAAUCAACAGGUUUAGGGAUGUAUAAGAUCGGAUAGAGAUCAGAUAGUCCUUACUAGACCGGCUUAAUCCGGUUAUUUCAAGUCUGAUAUGUAAACUAUCCCCCCCUCAACUAAAAGGACAGUCAAUCAUGAACACAUAUAUUGACCUUGAAGUGGAAGCCUCGUCGGCAAUUGACUCUGAUGUUAGCAGCCAAAUUGCUUCUAACACCUCCAACGACAGCGCGGCUAACUCUUUCCAUUUUUCAAAUCCCAGUGCAGCUCAGCAAGUAUUGGAGCCUGCAGUUUCCCUUGACUUAACUCUUAGCUUCAACAAUGAGGACUUGGGAGGAAGUGAUUCGAUAGGACACUCAUUGUUGAGCACAAGUGAGAGCAGCAAUGAGCCUGCAUUUCAGAACACGAAUUCUGCGACUCCAAGACUUUUUUCUUGUAAUUACUGUCAAAGCAAAUUCUUGAGCUCACAGGCACUUGGUGGACACCAAAAUGCACACAAGAAAGAGAGGACACUGGCAAAGUGCGCAUUGCGAAUGAGUAUUUUCUCUGAGAAUCACGCAAGCCUGGCAUCUUUGCCUCUGCACGGACCUUCAUUUAGGUCACUAGGUAUCAGAGCACACUCAUCAGUGCAUCAAGAAUUUGCACCACCAAUGAGGCCUCCUGAGACCAGAAGCGGUGCAGGAUUUGAACACGGGUAUAUGGGGGUACCAAUUUUCUUGGUGAAUGAUGGGGCGCAGCUGUUAUGGCCUGGUAGUUUCCGCCAGGCUAGCGCUGCCGAGACAAGUAACAGUACUCACCCAAGUUUUGUACUGACUCAUGAAAGUUCAAAUUUGAAUUUUGUAGACGUGACUCCGCCGGUGGACGCCGUAGACCACUCUGCACCAGAUCUCACACUGAAACUUUGAAAGGUUUAUGUUUGUUGCUCUUAGUUUGUACAUUGAGAAACACAUGAGCCAUAUGACUGCAAGUUUUCUUUUCUUCUUAUUGUUGCCUUUACCUUUUCAAAUUGUAUAAGAGCUGCAUGAGUAUGAGGAUUA
Pyrus x bretschneideri (Chinese white pear) is the source of this 1993-nucleotide messenger RNA. Its product is annotated as zinc finger protein 4-like. The transcript is spliced from 2 exons. NCBI's taxonomy places the organism in Eukaryota, Viridiplantae, Streptophyta, Magnoliopsida, Rosales, Rosaceae. The record is from RefSeq and is a predicted model, not a curated record. Gene Ontology annotation, biological process: negative regulation of abscisic acid-activated signaling pathway. Bases 1094 to 1861 code for a protein of 255 amino acids.